Molecule: messenger RNA, 2507 nt
Organism: Polypterus senegalus (gray bichir)
Lineage: Eukaryota; Metazoa; Chordata; Cladistia; Polypteriformes; Polypteridae
Exons: 5
Coding region: 91-696 (201 amino acids)
Biological process (GO): immune response
Cellular component (GO): membrane
Molecular function (GO): tumor necrosis factor receptor binding
Source: RefSeq, a predicted model, not a curated record
ACUCCCUGCUUCUCUCUCAAAGGCAUUUCUUUUCAUUCAGGUUGAGAAGGUUCACUAACCAUAAAACAGAAAAAAUUUACCUUUUUAGAUAUGCAGGCCACACAACUUUCUAAAGUCUCAUGCCUCCUGCUGCUGUGGUGUGCUCUCCUCAGUAUUUCCUUCUUAGGCAUGGCUUUUUAUGUGAUAAGAGAAGGCAGCAGCUCCAGAAUAGUCAACAAUGGGAUCCAAAAGGUUGAAAAUAAAACUGACUAUAAAAAAGAUAUGUUGAUUGGAAAACUAGAGGGACGCAAUCAUCAAAGUGUGCCUCUGAUUCAUGUGACAAGACGUGACAAAGACCAAUCACAAUCAUUUGCUAAUCAGAUAAAAAUGGAAGGUAACCACAUUAUCAUUCAAAAACCUGGAUAUUAUUAUGUCUACGCACAAACCACCUUUAAACUGAAUAAGACAGGGCAUCAUUUGAUCAUGCAAAUACUAAAGCAAACAAAGAGUUAUAGUAAGUUUGUGGUAGUUAGUAACUCUGAUGAAAAGCUGCAGUUUGACAAGGAUGAUAAUAUCUGGACACUUUCUCAAAACACAAUACUUAAACUUGGAGAGGAAGAUCGCCUGCAAUUUCAUGUGACACCAGAAGACAACAUAUGGUAUAAUAAUAUGCCCUCGAGCUUCUAUGGAGCCUACAAAAUUUCUGAUGAUUUCUGAUGACUUCAGAGGAAGAUAAAGUGUGGUUAUAGCCUCUCAAAAAAGUCACUUUGUCUCUCUGUCUCUGCAGAUUACAGAACUAACAGUUACCAUCAGGGAAAUGUAUUCAUUUAUUUCCACUGUACCUCACAAUAUGUGAAUUUUUUUGUAUGAUUUUCAUUGUCCCUCCAAAGAAGGAAUGACAAUUGACUAGAUAGCAUGUAUUUUUGCAGCUGAUGUGAGCAGAUAUUAUAUUUUUAUUUAUUAUUAUUUUAUGUCAUAAUGUGCACACCUUAAAUCAGACAUACUACAGUAUGACCUCAUUUCUUGUUUGGCUAAACACUUUGGUAGAAGAAAACAAGAACUUCUUAACAUCAGCAAUCACACUACCAACAAAGCUACUUGGAUUUGCGCCUUUAGGUUAACAUUUAUCUGCAGUGCAAGCAUUCUGUUUUAUCUUUACAGCUGGUUAUUUUACUGAAACCUUAGAAAGGCUAAUAAUUUCUGUGGAGAUGAGACAUUUCAUUUGUGCAUGUAUAUAUCUUAAAGUAGUAUAAAUUGUAGGGAAAUGUGCCUUAAAAUUCUUUAAGAUUGAUUAAAGUGUAUUCUAAUUGUAUUAAUUAAAAAUUGAAAAGAGUAAUAUUAUUAAUCAAUAACAAGAAUAGGUUAAUAUUAAUAGAUAGGCUUCCUUAUCCUUAUUUUAAAAAGAAAAAAUAAAUUACAGUAUGUUAUCUUCUAUUCAUCUAUUGUGAUUCCACCCAAAAUAACUCCACACGUGAGAAUCAACUGCUAUUCCAUGUAAGUCGUGCAAUUUCGCUCUGAAUAAGCUUUCUUUUUGUAACAGUUCAUGCAUUUUAAAACAGCAAAAUAUCAACUUAAAUGAAUUAUGUGCUUGAAAUACAUUUGAUACAAAAGUCAGAUCAAUUUAAAACUAAGCUUUACUUUAUGAUUAUUUGAAAUGCAGUGUAGGUGUCAGGAAAUCCUAUAUCCAAUGUGCACCAUGCUGUGGGCCUUUCAUGAUUUUCCUCAACUUAUUAACUUUUUUUACUUGCAUGUGAAUAUAAUAUAAAAAGCAAAUGAGCCCCACAGUAAGAUCGACGUCAAGCUCAACGCAGUGGUCUAGCUAAUAUUCAACCUUAGAAAAGCAAAUUAAGUUAAUUCAUCAUUGUGUUGCAAAAAUGUCAAAGUGUGACAUACCAUACACUAAUUAAGAAAAUGUACUAACAAAAAGCAAGGAUUCUUUGAACGAUUCUAGUUAUUAAAAAGCAAACAUGUUUUAAAUAUAUUUCAGCUAGACAAUUUUUAAAUUAACAACUGAUCAACAUAGUGUUUUCAAUAUGUGGAUAAAAUGUUUGAAUGGCUGCAUUUUCAAACUGUUUUAAUACUUAGAUUGCUUGUGUGUAUUGUCGAUGUAUAUACUUUGCCCAUAAUGGCAGCAGUUCAUUAACAUGAGCAGUGUCGGUAAGAGAAGCUGUGGUAAAUGACGUCUACAGCUUAACUCAACUUAACAGUUCGACUGCUCACUAAGACCGUUCUGUGCAUCAUUCAGUUGUUGGUUUAUAGACUUUAUUCUAAGUUAAUUGCAGUAAAUGCUGCUCUGCAAUUCAUUUUGAAAAUGCUUAUACAUUGGACUGUCAAUCUGCAGUAGGGAUUCAUUUUCUCCUAUCAUAAAAUGUUUUGUUCCUGCCCUAUGUUACCAAUUGGACCGAUAUUCUGCUAAUCAAAUCUUCUAUUAGUAUGAUGUCAAGAGCAUUUUAGCCAACAUUUAUGGAACUAACUAAUAGUGUUCACUUAAAUGGAUUUUGUGUUCAUGUAUGUAAAUGUUUUAAUAA